UCCGAGAGGAUUAUCAGAGACAUUAGGGUUUCGUCGCGUCUGAAGGGGGGGAAAAACCAUGUCUUUAGUUCAAAGACAAGCUUCUACUUCGUGCGAGGAACCGGAGGCUAAGAGGAGGAGGACGGAGCCAGCGAUUAACUCGGACUUGUCUGGCUGUCGUCAUCGGUUUGUUCUUCACGGGAUCUGCAGCGGAUGCGGAUCUAAUGUCGAAAAACACGAAGGCCGAUCUUUCGAUUACUUGAUACAAGGGUUACAGUUGAGCCACGAGACUGUCCUGUUCAUCAAGGGGGUUAACUCUCGGCUAUGUUGUCUGGAAGAGAAGAAACUCCACCUGGUUCUUGACUUGGACCACACGCUACUCCAUACCCGCAGAGUUCCAAGGCUUUCCGAAGCAGAGAAGUAUCUGAUCGAAGAGGCGGAGACCAGGGAUGAUCUAUGGAGAAUCAGCGAGGACGAAUACUGCGACUUUCUGAUAAAGUUACGACCUUUUGUCCGGGAAUUCCUGCAAGAAGCCAACAGAUUGUUCUUGAUGUACGUCUACACAAAGGGCACCCACGGAUACGCCAAAAUCGUGAUGAACUUGCUUGAUCCGGACAAGAUCUACUUUGGGGAUCGUGUCAUCACCAGAAGAGACAGCCCAACUACGAAGACUCUCGAUCUUGUCCUGGCCGACGAACGUGACGUGGUUAUCGUGGACGACACGUUGAAAAUAUGGCCAGAUCACCCGAGAAACGUACUGGAGAUCAAGGGUUACCAUUACUACAGAGAAAGCGGCAAUGAUUUGGAUUCAAGAUCUCACGCAGAAGAGAAGAGUGAUGAGAGCGGGGAGGAAGGGCCACUGGCGAAUGUUCUGAAUUUCCUCAAGGGAGUCCAUGAACAGUUCUUCAGAGACGGGUACGAAGAAAGGAUCGAUUCGAGAGACGUGAGGCCGCUGUUACAUCCUUGAUCUUCCAAGAA
Tarenaya hassleriana is the source of this 957-nucleotide messenger RNA. RefSeq names its product RNA polymerase II C-terminal domain phosphatase-like 4. The transcript has a single exon. Gene Ontology annotation, cellular component: nucleus. Gene Ontology annotation, molecular function: RNA polymerase II CTD heptapeptide repeat phosphatase activity. Lineage: Eukaryota; Viridiplantae; Streptophyta; Magnoliopsida; Brassicales; Cleomaceae. The record is from RefSeq and is a predicted model, not a curated record. Bases 59 to 946 code for a protein of 295 amino acids.